CAGAGGGACCCACGCUCAGAGACCGUCUCUGGGCCACCGCCAGCACCAUGACCCCAGUGAAGAUGCUGCUGCUGGUCACCCUCCUCCUGGGCGCUGCCCUGCGGGACGCCCAUGCAGCCCGAGGGACCAACGUGGGCAGGGAGUGCUGCCUGGAGUACUUCAAAGGGGCCGUCCCCGUCCAUAAGGUGGCGAAGUGGUACCGGACCUCGGAGGAGUGUCCCAAGAACGCCAUCGUGUUUGUGACCCUCCAGGGCAAGUCCAUCUGCAUGAACCCCAACGAAACCAGGGUGAAGAAGGCAGUCAAACAUUUGCGGAGAAAACAGGAAGACAAGUGAUCCCAGCCCCCAGAAGCCCUGAUUUCUCCCUGGACCAUUUGGAAACUUCCCGUAGCCUUGGUAUGGGCUGCCCCAACCCUCAGCUGCCUGAGUCCAGUGGAGGCCGUUUCAGGGACAAAGAGGACCCUCGUCCCCCCUUCUGAACUGGAACCGUGGCAGGAAAGGGCCCCGAUUAAAGUCUGUCUUUCCAA
This is a messenger RNA of Phyllostomus hastatus (greater spear-nosed bat), 526 nucleotides long. It is a transcript of the gene CCL17, whose product is annotated as C-C motif chemokine ligand 17. Lineage: Eukaryota; Metazoa; Chordata; Mammalia; Chiroptera; Phyllostomidae. Gene Ontology annotation, cellular component: extracellular region. Gene Ontology annotation, biological process: G protein-coupled receptor signaling pathway; chemokine-mediated signaling pathway; positive regulation of GTPase activity. The transcript is spliced from 3 exons. The record is from RefSeq and is a predicted model, not a curated record. Bases 48 to 335 code for a protein of 95 amino acids. Gene Ontology annotation, molecular function: CCR chemokine receptor binding; chemokine activity.